UCCAAACCUAAAUCUUUAUCCCGCCCCUUUCUCCUCGCGGUCAUCUCUCUCGCGUAAACCUAAACCUAAAACCUCCGACCAUCCGACCAUCUCUCUCGUGUGGGUCCCUUUCUGAAGAAGCAUCUCAUCUCUCUCCCUGUUUCCGCUCGCUCGCUCUCCUGGCGUGAUCUCUCCAGCCUCCUUUCUCUUCUCCGAUAUCCAGCUAUGGAUCUGGUGGCCCCAAUCGCCGUGCUCCUCGUCGCCACGGCGGUGACCUUGGGGACGGAGGCCUCGAUCCACGCCUACGACCUCGAGCCCUUCAGGGAGGUAGGGAACGCGCUCCUCCUCUCCGGCGGCAGCGAGGGCAUCGUCGCGUCCCGCCUCGACGCCCUUGGUCCCCUACGGAUCCGAGAUGGCCACAUCGCACCCUUAGCCAGUGAUAUCGUAGGCCAGUCUCUUCUCCCAGCCGCCCUCCGUCGGUACAGGUCAGGCCUCUCUUCUCGCGACCUCUGGUCUGCCGAUCUUCACCCAUGACGGUCGGCCGGUGCCACCACGCCACUAUCUUCUCAGUGGACAAUGCCCACGACAACCCUUCAUCUCUGGCGCAUCGUCCCAUGGCUAAGGCUCCUGUCGGCGGUACAAGAAGGGGAAGGCAAGUAUAUUUCCUUUUAGGUAUUGAUGAGUGCUUCUUUUCGUAAGCUAGCAGGAAGAUUCAAAGGUUGUCCCUGGUUCUGCGCAAGGGUUUUGUUCGAUCUCUUGAUCCGGAUUUGGGUGAUUGUGUUUGGUUUUCGGUGAUGACUUUGUGUUUUUGAAUUAGUUUUGAUUUUGUGGAAUGGAUUCCGGGAGAAAGUUAACUAAUUUUGUUUUCUUGCCUUGUUCUUCAAGAAGAUUUCUAAAUGUGGAAUGGUUGUGGUUUCAAUGAAAUUAUGUUUUCCUCAAGCUAUUUGAGAUGCAGUGAACCAGAUUUUGGUGGUGGUGUUCUGGUUUUAUUUUUGUGAUCUUGUCUUGAGAGGAUUUGACUCUUGGGAUUGAUUUAGAUGGAGGUGCAAUAGCUUUGUAUUGAGUUCUUGCUCUUGUGAUGUUUUUUUUUUUCUAAUUCUCGGGGCUGAUUCGAGGGUGUGCUUAGUUCUGCUUCGGGUUUUAAUGCAGAAUGGGGGAGUGGAACUUGAGUUCUAAUGUGUUCUAGUUUCCUUCCAUAGCUUUGGAUUUCUUCUUAGAAGUUUUUCUUGAGUUGAAUUCAAAGUUGUGUUCGUCACCACAUGCUAGAUAAAUUUUGUUGGGCAGAUUUGGUAGAUUGUAGAUCUGUUUCCAUUAUAAAUCUCGUUUUUCAAUAUAGCCGUGAAAUUUGGAAUAUAUUUAAAGGUGGUGAAGUGAUUCCGAUGUUAUUCUUACCUUGAUGAGAUGGCUAUUUGAGAUGCAGUGGACUAGAUUCUGGUGGUGGUGUUCUGGUUUUAUUUUUGUGAUCUUGUCUUGAGAGGAUUCAGCUCUUGGGAUUGAUAUAGAUGGAGGUGCAAUGAAUUUGCAUUGAGUUCUUGCUCUUAUGAUGUUUUUUUUAUGAUUCUCGAGGCUGAUUUGAGGGUGUGCUUAGUUAUGUUUUGGGUUUUGACACCUGGGGUUGGCUCCGGAUAUUCUAGACAGAUUCAGGAUUUGAAGUUCGCAUUUGAUGAAGUUCUUCUUCUACAGUUUGGUUUCGGAAUUGUGUUAUGAAUUUGGUGAGUCUUUGAAUGGGUUUCAAUGUGGAAUUUAUUUCUCCUUGAUGUUGAAUUUCUGGCCAAAAGUUGGUGAGUUAUUGAAUGGGUUUCAAUGUGGGAUUUGCUUCUCCUUGAUGUGGAAUUUCUAGUUAGAAUUUGGAAUCGAAGACCCAGCUUCUCAUUUGGUGUCAUGCUAAAAAUAUUCAUUCUUGCUAUGUUGGGUAUAACAAUUCAGCAAAAUGUAUACUACGUUAGACUCCAUCUCAUUUCUCCAAGUGUUGCCAGUGCCUUGGGCAAUGUCAUUCCUGCUUUUACUUUCUUAUUGGCAAUUGUACUGAGGAUGGAAAAGCUCAACUUGAAGACUGUAAGAGGGAGGGCCAAGCUUGCAGGGGCCAUCUUCUGCAUCACUGGUUCCCUGAUCUUCACAUUUUGGAAAGUUCAUUUUGUUGGGGGCCUUUGUUACUUCACCUAUGAUCCAACUUCAUUUCGAAAGUCCUGAGAAAGGCGAUGCCUGGCUUAAAGGCUCUGCUCUUAUGCUAUUCGACUAUUUUGCAUGCAGUGUAUCACUUGUUCUUCAGGUAUUGCGUCAAUGGUGUCCCUUGUGUUGUCACAUGUAUCGCUUUUGAUGUAAAAAGAAUGGUUGGGUAUUUUAUGGAUAUUGUUGUAAGAAGAUUAUUUAUAUAAUUUGUGAAUAUUUGUGUA
This is a messenger RNA of Zingiber officinale, 2372 nucleotides long. Its product is annotated as WAT1-related protein At3g56620-like. Gene Ontology annotation, cellular component: plasma membrane. NCBI's taxonomy places the organism in Eukaryota, Viridiplantae, Streptophyta, Magnoliopsida, Zingiberales, Zingiberaceae. Bases 1783 to 2169 code for a protein of 128 amino acids. The transcript is spliced from 4 exons. Gene Ontology annotation, molecular function: transmembrane transporter activity. The record is from RefSeq and is a predicted model, not a curated record.